AUGCGUGGGAUGUCGGCGGGCGAAGGCGAGGCGAAGCCCGCCCGAUCUGACGCGAAACCCUUCACUGCCAUCUACCACAACAACUUUUUGCAUGAUCGGCAGGAGGAGGAGACGUUCAAGAUCUUGAUCGAUGUCAUCCGAAUGCGGCAGGAGGAUCACUACAAUCUGGAGUGCAAGUCCACCCGCUCACCCUCCACACCCGCCCUCUAG
Messenger RNA from Saxophila tyrrhenica, 210 nucleotides. RefSeq lists its product as uncharacterized. Lineage: Eukaryota; Fungi; Ascomycota; Dothideomycetes; Mycosphaerellales; Extremaceae. The record is from RefSeq and is a predicted model, not a curated record. The transcript has a single exon. Bases 1 to 210 code for a protein of 69 amino acids.